Tilletiaria anomala UBC 951 is the source of this 1254-nucleotide messenger RNA. Its product is annotated as subunits of heterodimeric actin filament capping protein Capz. The record is from RefSeq and is a predicted model, not a curated record. The transcript is spliced from 4 exons. Lineage: Eukaryota; Fungi; Basidiomycota; Exobasidiomycetes; Georgefischeriales; Tilletiariaceae. Gene Ontology annotation, molecular function: actin filament binding. Bases 1 to 1254 code for a protein of 417 amino acids. Gene Ontology annotation, cellular component: F-actin capping protein complex; actin cortical patch. Gene Ontology annotation, biological process: barbed-end actin filament capping; actin cytoskeleton organization.
AUGUCCUCCUCUGCAUUGCUUACGGCGCAAGCGGUGGCGCUGCUGCUGCAGACACCACCGGGACAGACGUCCAAGGUGUACCACGACCUACGAGUGCUCCUCGAGUCGAGCGGGCAGAGCCACGUCUCGGACCAGCUCAAGCAGCAAGCUCAGCCUGUCCUGGAACAGUACAAUACCGAUCAGCUUAUCACUGUCAAGCCUCCGGCGUCAGCAGACGGUAAAGUAGACGAGAAACCGCUCAUCAUCGCGAGAGCGGCAUCGGUAGCAGGACAGAACGCUCGCUAUGCGGAUCCGAAGGCUGGCUUGAGCUAUGCAUUUGAUCAUCUGAGGCUCGCCCUGAGCGACCCGCGACCGCUUCGUGUCAACAAAUCAUUCGAAAAGGUGCGCGCGGCCAUCGAUACCAAAGUAGCCAAAUACGUGCUUGACCACUAUCAAGACGGUGUCAUCUCCACAUUCACCGAUCCUACGGUGCCCACAGCCGCUGUGGCUGACGUGAAUGAGGAGGCAGCGAAAAAUGCGGACGAGGAGGGAAAAGCGGGAGAGCCAGAAGAUAAUCAGGAUGCGACCGAUGAUGCUAAUGUAGCUGAAGGCAAGGCUGAGCCGGCGAAUGACGACGCGGACCCCAAAGACGAUGCGGUCGAAACAGCGAAGGCUCUGGAAGAAGUUGAGGUGACGGAGACCCCGGGGCCUGCGAUGGAGAGGGAGAAGGAGGAGCCAGAACCGCAAGGUGCACCGACGUAUGUGACACACAUCGUGGGAAACAGAUACAACCUCUCCAACUUUUGGGCUGGCCGAUGGCGCUCCUCCUACACAUACACGCCAUCUUCGUCUGGACCAUCGAUGCUGCAAUCUAGCAUUCAAGUACAAGUCCACUACUUCGAAGAUGGAAACGUGCAGCUGGCAACGUCAAAGCCUGCAGAGCUCGAGCUCGAUCUGCCUGCCGGGGCGGGAGCGACAGAGACCAAGGCUGGCGCGAUCGAUGAUGCUAUGGCCGAAGCAGUUGGCAAAGCGAUCGCGCAGGCUAUCAAGGGGCACGAGCAGGAAUACCACCAGACGCUGAACGAGGCAUACGCCGAGUUGAGCGAGAAGACGUUCAAGGCGAUACGCAGACAGUUGCCCGUCACCAAGCAGAAGUUGGAUUGGGACAGGGUGAGUCGGUUGCUACCUUGCGGGUCAUCACUCGUGAUCAAUGGCGUAGAAACCCAGCUGACAAGGACGAUUCUUGCAUUUCCCAUAACAGGCCUUGAGCUAUAA